This is a messenger RNA of Lactuca sativa (garden lettuce), 2974 nucleotides long. Its product is annotated as leucine-rich repeat extensin-like protein 5. NCBI's taxonomy places the organism in Eukaryota, Viridiplantae, Streptophyta, Magnoliopsida, Asterales, Asteraceae. Gene Ontology annotation, molecular function: protein binding. The record is from RefSeq and is a predicted model, not a curated record.
UCAAUAUAAAUUCACAUUCUUGUUUAGAAGGAGACUCUCAUUUUCUAUACAGAAAGAAAGAGAGAGAGAAUCGGUGGGUGUUGAGCUGUGAUUUAGCUGUCUUCAUUCCCCACCCUCCGUUCACACCUUCUCCGAAUCCCCUAGAAAAACCUCCACUUUCUCUCUCAUAAUUCAAAACCCUCAUUCAUCUCCUUCUUCUUCUACUUCUUCUUCAUCUUCAUCUUCAAUCGAUAAUCUUCACCCACAUUUCGACUUUCUUAUAAUCGAUUGUUGCGUUCAGAGCGCAGGUUUGUUUACAACGAUUUAGUUAAGCCUCAGAUGUCUAAGGUGUUGAUAUGAAGAAGACUUCGAUCCUUGUUUAUAUUGCGCUGUUUGCAUUAUUGUCUGGUUUUGGGUUUUGUUUUUCCGGUGAUGGUUCCGGUGUCAGCGGCGGGUUAAGUUCUGGAAAGCUGACUGACGGUGAGGUGAUUUUCAUACGUCAACGGCAGCUUCUGUCCUACCUGGAUGAGUUCGGCGACAGAGGCGAGAAUGUGAGCGUGGAUCCGACGCUUGUGUUUGAAAACCCUAGGCUGAGAAAUGCUUACAUUGCUUUACAAGCAUGGAAGCAGGCGAUACUCUCAGAUCCACAAAAUCUCACUGUAAAUUGGGUUGGUUCUAGUGUGUGCAACUACACGGGAGUGUUCUGUGCACCCGCACUGGAUAACAGUUCGGAGAGAACCGUUGCCGGAAUCGACCUUAACCACGGCGAUAUCGCUGGGUAUUUGCCGGAGGAGCUUGGGUUGCUCAAGGAUCUUGCAUUGUUUCAUAUUAAUUCGAAUCGGUUCUGUGGAACUGUUCCGAAGAAGUUUCGUCAGUUGAAGUUACUCUACGAAUUGGAUCUCAGCAACAACAGGUUCGCUGGAAAAUUCCCUUACGUUGUUCUUAAAUUACCGGUAUUAAAGUUUUUGGAUCUCCGGUUUAAUGAGUUUGAAGGUAGUGUUCCUAAAGAAUUGUUCGAUAAAGACUUGGAUGCUAUAUUUAUUAAUCACAACCGGUUUGUGUUUGAAUUGCCGGAUAAUUUUGGCAAUUCGCCGGUGUCGGUGAUUGUUUUAGCGAACAAUAGGUUUCAUGGUUGUCUUCCGGCGAGCAUCGGGAACAUGUCGGAUACUUUGAAUGAGAUUAUCAUGAUGCACAAUGGAUUGAGGUCUUGUGUGCCGGAAGAAAUUGGGUUGUUGAAGGAGGUGACGGUGUUUGAUGUGAGCUUUAAUCAGUUAAUGGGGCCGUUGCCGGAGAGUCUUUCUGGUUUGGUGAGCGUGGAGCAGUUGAAUGUGGCUAAUAAUUACUUGACCGGAAGUAUACCGAAGAGUAUCUGUAGUCUUCCGAGGUUGGAGAAUUUCACUUAUUCUGAUAAUUUCUUCACCGGUGAGCCACCGGAGUGUUUGAGGUUGGAGGAGUUUGAUGAUCGGAGGAAUUGUUUACCGGCGAGGCCCGCACAAAGGUCUAAAAAGCAGUGUGACAUGUUCGCGUCUAAGAAGAUUCAUUGUAGUGCAUUUAGGUGUACGCCAUUUGUUCCGGCGCUUCCACCGCCGCCGCCACCAUCACCUCCACCGCCAGUUUACUCCCCUCCACCUCCACCAUCACCUCCGCCACCAGUAUACUCUCCUCCGCCUCCAGUUUACUCUCCUCCUCCACCGCCACCCUCACCUCCGCCCCCUGUUUACUCUCCUCCCCCACCUCCACCAUCACCUCCACCGCCAUCACCUCCUCCUCCACCUCCACCAGUUUACUCACCUCCUCCACCGCCUCCAUCACCACCACCACCAUCACCUCCUCCACCACCUCCACCAGUUUAUUCUCCUCCCCCACCGCCACCAUCACCACCACCACCAUCACCUCCCCCACCACCUCCACCAGUUUACUCUCCUCCCCCACCUCCACCACCGGUUUACUCUCCUCCGCCACCUCCUCCAUCACCCCCGCCACCAGUAUACUCUCCUCCCCCACCUCCACCGUCACCCCCCGCACCAGUUUACUGUCCUCCACCACCUCCAACCUAUUGUGUACGAUCACCACCACCUCCUCCACCUCCAACUGCAUCCCCGCCUCCGCCGCCCUUGUUUUCUCCACCACCACCUGUUCCAUAUUACUACAACUCACCUCCUCCGCCUCAUUCACCGCCCCCAUAUUACUAUAACUCACCGCCUCCACCACACUCUCCACCACCACCUCCACCUCACUCACCGCCUCCACCACCUCCAUCUUAUAUCUACUCAUCACCACCACCACCACCACCUGUAGCCCAUUCUCCACCUCCCCCAGUCCAUUCUCCGCCUCCCCCAGUCCAUUCUCCACCACCACCACCACCAUCACCACCUCCUCCACCUCCUUGUAUAGAACUACCUCCACCUCCCUGUAUAGAACCGCCACCACCACCAUCCCCAACCCCAUCACCUCCACCACCACCGCAUAAAUCACCUCCACCACCAGCACCUGUUUACAGUUCUCCACCACCCCCAGUCCACCACCCGUCCCCACCUCCACCACCGAUUAUAUACAACAGCCCACCACCUCCUGCUCCAGCAUACGAGGGGCCAUUACCUCCGGUGAUCGGCGUUUCUUACGCCUCUCCUCCACCACCACCCUUCUAUUGAUUCUUUGAUGUAUUCUGAAAACUCAAAACACCAACAACAACAAUAAUACACAACAAUUGGCAUCAUCUAUUCCUUGAGCUUUUCCGAAUUGAUGACAGAAAACAGAUAGAGAAAGAGAGAGAGAGAGAGAGAGAGAGAGCUGAAAAAAAAUAAAACAAAUUUUAUUUUAGGUUGCAGAAGCAGAUCAAAGCAUAUCAUAUCAUAUCCUCAUCCUCAUGUAUAGAGAAACAUCCAUUGGCAUUCUUUCUCCUUCUGAUUCUGCCUGUGGGUUUCUAAUUUUAUUAUUUUAUUUAAAUUUCAUACUUUUUCUUCUUUUUAUAAAUGAAAAACAUUUUUAUUAUCCA